AUGCCGACAGACGCGCAGUUACGCGCGGCGCAGACGGCGACGAGGGGAGACGACGUGUAUCGUGAAGAUGGGGAUGUAGCCGCCCUCGAGGCCCGCCUGGCUUCGCUUUCGGGGAUGGAGGCGUGUCUCUUCGCACCAAGUGGGACAAUGACAAACCAGCUCGCUAUCCGGUCGCAUCUCGUGCAACCUCCCCAUGCAGUGUUGUUGGACCAGCGCGCCCACGUACACCAGUACGAGGCGGGAGGAAUGGCGCUCUUCUCUCAGGCGACGUCACACACUGUCGUGCCACAGGGCGACCACCUCACGCUAGAAGAGGUCGAGGGGGCGCUUCAAUUAGGGACCGAUAUCCACCGGGCGCCAACCCGCCUCGUAUGUCUCGAAAACACUCUUGGCGGAGUCGUGUUCCCGCAAUCUGAGAUUAUCAAGAUUUCCACCCUGGUAAAAUCGCACGGUAUUCCCUUACAUUUGGACGGGGCGCGGCUGUGGAAUGUCGCUUCGCUCGAGGUUGAGAAACGCGGUCUCGGAUCGGGAGACGAGGACCUGCGUUCGGUCCUGACUGAGCUCUUGGCGCCAUUCGACAGCGCAUCCCUCUGUCUCUCAAAAGGUCUCGGUGCGCCAGUGGGCAGUGUCCUCGUCGGCCCGAAAACGUUGAUCGACCGUGCACGCUGGUUCCGCAAAGCGUUUGGCGGGGGGUGGCGCCAGGCUGGCGGAUUGGCCGCUAUGGCCGACCACGCUGUUACCCACCACUUCCCCCGGCUGGCGGGGACGCAUGCCCUGGCCCGCAAGCUCGCGGACGGCCUCGAGGCCGCGGGGUAUGGCCUUGUUGCGCCGGCACACACGAACAUGGUCUUCUUCGACCCUCCGAAUGGGGUUACGGUUGACGAUUUGGUGACGGCGCUCGCGGCCCUUCCCGAUCCGAUUACGAUCAUGGGUAACCGAUGCGUGGUCCACCACCAGACGAGCGCGGAGGCUGUGGACACGUUCGUGGAGGUUGCGCGUCAACUUGCUGACAAGGCGCGAGUUGGCGGGCCGGCGGAACCAAAGGCCAAGCGCGCCAAGAUGGGUUACUAG
Messenger RNA from Cutaneotrichosporon cavernicola, 1071 nucleotides. RefSeq lists its product as uncharacterized. The record is from RefSeq and is a predicted model, not a curated record. The coding region runs from base 1 to 1071 and encodes 356 amino acids. Gene Ontology annotation, molecular function: L-allo-threonine aldolase activity. Gene Ontology annotation, cellular component: cytosol. The transcript has a single exon. Lineage: Eukaryota; Fungi; Basidiomycota; Tremellomycetes; Trichosporonales; Trichosporonaceae. Gene Ontology annotation, biological process: L-threonine catabolic process; glycine biosynthetic process.